Messenger RNA from Hordeum vulgare subsp. vulgare (domesticated barley), 500 nucleotides. Its product is annotated as UDP-sugar pyrophosphorylase-like. NCBI's taxonomy places the organism in Eukaryota, Viridiplantae, Streptophyta, Magnoliopsida, Poales, Poaceae. Gene Ontology annotation, biological process: UDP-N-acetylglucosamine biosynthetic process. Bases 27 to 473 code for a protein of 148 amino acids. The transcript has 6 exons. Gene Ontology annotation, molecular function: UDP-N-acetylglucosamine diphosphorylase activity. The record is from RefSeq and is a predicted model, not a curated record.
GCCAUACGAAGAUCCCAUUUGCUAUUAUGACUUCUGAUGAUACAAAUGCACUGACCAUCAAGCUUUUGGAAUCAAACUCCUAUUUUGGAAUGGAACCAUCACAAGUGAAAAUUCUAAAGCAGGAAAAAGUAGCAUGUCUAGCUGACAACGAUGCAAGCUUUGCAUUAGAUCCAAAUGACAAGUACAAGAUCCAGACAAAGCCACAUGGGCAUGGAGAUGUUCAUUCUCUUCUUUAUUCAAGUGGAUUACUUGAGCAAUGGAAGAGUACAGGACGGAGAUGGGUUCUCUUUUUCCAGGACACAAAUGGAUUGCUCUUUAAUGCAAUACCAUCGGCAUUAGGUGUCAGUGCCACCAAGGGCUACAAUGUUAAUUCUCUUGCAGUUCCUCGAAAGGCAAAGGAAGCCAUUGGUGGAAUAACCAAGCUUACUCAUGUUGAUGGUAGAACAAUGGUUAUCAAUGUUGAGUACAAUUAGCUUGAUCCACUCCUUCGUGCAACUGAG